Molecule: messenger RNA, 789 nt
Organism: Striga asiatica
Lineage: Eukaryota; Viridiplantae; Streptophyta; Magnoliopsida; Lamiales; Orobanchaceae
Source: the annotation of a GenBank genome assembly
AUGGAAGUAGCACCAAUUUUACAGCCAUGCAACAACAAUCAUCACCAUCCGGAGAGCAACUCGAGCACGAAUUCACCGGCCCGAGACCAAAACGAGCCGAUCUUGCUGGAUCUGACCCUGUCGGCCCAAGAUCCGGCCCAUCCCAAUAAAGGCCCACCGAGCGAGAUUGAGAAUCACGCUCCCGAAAGUCGCGUCUUCUCUUGCAACUACUGCAACCGCAAAUUCUACAGCUCCCAGGCACUGGGCGGCCACCAGAACGCCCACAAGCGCGAGCGGACCAUCGCCCGACGCGGCCAGCGUGCCCCCGGCGGGGGCGGCGGCGGCGCCGCCGCAUACGCGGCGGAGCAGAGGUUUCCGAGCAUGGCGUCCCUGCCGCUGCAUGGGUCCAUCGCGGCCAGUAGGUCGCUCGGGAUACAGGUCCACUCAAUGAUCCAUAAGCCGGGUUUUUCGUCGGGUUAUUACGGGGCGGUCGGUUACGGGUAUCCGGGUUGGGCGAGGAAGCCGAUGGAUCAGCAGCCGGCGGUGGGCCGGCUGGAGGUGCCGGAGGCGUCUUCGGGGGGCGGUGGUUGGAGAUUCCCGGCGGCGGCGGAUGGGGCACGCGAAGGGUUGUUCAGAUCGUCGUGUGAUGGUGGGUCCCGCUUGAAGAAUAUUAGUGCUAAUAAUAAUAAUUGUGGUAAUAAUCAAGAGGAGGUCAAAAAAUUGGAUUUGUCUCNUGCCUAUUUAAUCGUUGAUUGGAACUUAUUGACCAUUAUGGCUCGAUUACAUGGAGUUCUACAUGUGUUGGACUGA